AUGGCACUGUCUAUCGUAAAUUUUAAAUAUGGACUUCUGGAAGAUGAUGACAUAGAUGAACUGAAUACGAUGAUGAAAGUUACUCCUUUAGAUAACCUAGUGUUUUGCAAGGGACCUGGUCCCUUCAACUGUACUUCAUGUCAUCUUAACACACAACUAUAUGUUGAUGAAUAUCGAUGUGUGCCAUGCUGCAAGGAUGCUGGAUUGAUGGAAACUCAGGAAUGUUGUAACUGCACUGUAAUGUCAGAUGAGUGUAUAUUGGUCAUUCCUCAUUUGCCAGAGAAUAUCAGAGGCAAAGCAGUGGCUUUGACAGUGGCGUUAUUCAUUUUGUUGAGUGUCAUCAUUGGGGCCUCUGUUUUCAUAUGGAGAAGACUGCGAGCCAGACCUAUGUCUGUUAAUCAGGUUGGAUAUAAGAAGUUGGCAGACAAUGCAAAGGCUCUCAGUUCUUUCAAGAACAAUCACUACCAGAGCACCAGCUACCCAGAAAAUCAAGUGAAUGAAUACAAGGAUCGGGAUGAUGAUGAUGACGACGAUGAAGAUGACAAUGAUAUUGUCUAUAUGAGCCGUGAUGGCACUGUCUAUCGUAAAUUUAAAUAUGGACUUCUGGAAGAUGAUGACAUAGAUGAACUGGAAUACGAUGAUGAAAGUUACUCCUUUAGAUAACCUAGUGUUUGUACAAGUGUCAUUGCAUUUGUAAUGCUUUGUUGAAUACGUUACUGGAAGAUGUAUGUAAAUUUAGUACAAGUUCAGAAUUUCACCUAAAUGAUAAAAAUAACCACUUAGUACAUAUCUGCAAAUACUGUGGUAUUAUGCUUCCUCACUAUUUGGUUGAACAAAGCAAUCCUCCUCCAUCAUACGAAAACCAUGGUAGGGUACCACUUUUAGUAAAUGGUUGUCUGUAUUCACUCAUGUUUCAAGUAUGUUUCUUCCUGCAUUUUUAUAUUAAAAUUAUAUCAUUCAAAUCAUGAAGCGCUUGUCUGAGAGAAAAUGUUUCUAAUAAAAUAGAAAUUUCUUGAAUUAAAUUGCCUACACUUUUCCAACAUUGGACAAAAUAGAACCAUUGAUGCAGGACUCUGUUUUAACUUUCUCUUGUGUCGCACACUAAUAGACUGAUGAAACAAGGAAUAAUAUGGAUUCAGACUACGCAGAACUGAAAAAUGAAUAAAUGCAAUAGCCUAACCAUGAAUAUGAACAACUGAAUGUAAUAAAA
Ahaetulla prasina is the source of this 1210-nucleotide messenger RNA. Its product is annotated as proprotein convertase subtilisin/kexin type 5-like. NCBI's taxonomy places the organism in Eukaryota, Metazoa, Chordata, Lepidosauria, Squamata, Colubridae. The record is from RefSeq and is a predicted model, not a curated record. The coding region runs from base 1 to 663 and encodes 220 amino acids. The transcript has 3 exons.